AUGACUACUACUGCUUUCACCACAAAUGAAGAUGCUCAACGUCAAGACGACCAACAUAUUGAGAUUUGGAAGAUGAAGACAUUGGUGCAGAAUUUGGAUGCUGCCAGAGGCAAUGGCACUUCAAUGAUCUCCCUCAUUAUUCCGCCUCGCUCUCAAAUAUCGCAAGUGACAUGCAUGCUGACCAACGAACAGGGCACAGCUUCCAAUAUCAAAUCCCGAGUCAACAGACUUUCUGUGCUCUCUGCCAUCACAUCCACGUUGCAUCGCCUCAAACUGUACACCAAGGUACCUCCCAACGGCCUUGUACUCUACUGCGGCACCAUUGUUACAGACGAAGGCAAGGAGAAGAAGGUCAACAUUGAUUUUGAGCCACACAAACCCAUCAACACGUCGCUGUAUCUCUGCGACAACAAAUUCCACACAGAAGCACUGUCCGAACUGAUCGAAACUGACUCCAAGUUUGGCUUCAUCGUCAUGGAUGGUCAUAGCACGCUAUUUGGUACCUUGGCAGGCAACACAAGAGACAUCGUUCACAAGUUCUCUGUGGAUCUACCCAAGAAACAUGGCCGUGGUGGUCAGUCUGCCCUGCGUUUCUCUCGUCUGCGAGAAGAAAAGCGACAUAAUUACGUGCGCAAAGUAGCUGAACUGGCCAUCCACUUUUUCAUCACCAACGACAAGGUCAAUGUCUCUGGUUUGGUGUUGGCGGGUUCAGCUGAUUUCAAGACAGAGCUCUCCCAAUCUGAACUGUUUGAUCCUCGAUUGCAGGCCAAGGUGAUCAAGGUGGUGGAUGUCUCGUAUGGUGGUGAAAAUGGCUUCAAUCAAGCCAUCAAUUUGGCUGCUGAUUCACUAGCCAAUCUCAAAUUUGUGCAUGAAAAAAAGUUGAUUGGAUCCUACUUUGAUGAAAUCUCGCAAGAUACAGGCAAGUACUGCUUUGGUGUAAGCGAUACACUCAAGGCAUUGGAGCUGGGUGCUGUGGAGAACUUGCUUGUGUGGGAGACGCUGGAGACACCUCGUUACGUGGUGAGAGAUGCCAACAAUGAUGAACAUGUGAUUCAUCCCAGCAAGGAACAGGAAAAGACCAAAGCGUUCCUCAAAGAUCCCUUGGCAGAUGUGAGUGCGGAUAACAACAAGAACGAGAUGUCUGUGGUGGAAGUAAAGCCCUUGGUGGAAUGGUUUACAGAGCACUACAAGGACUUUGGCGCCAACUUGGAGUUUGUUACCAACCGCUCUCAAGAAGGGGCACAGUUUUGUAAGGGAUUUGGUGGCAUUGGCGGCAUUUUGAGAUAUCCUGUCAAUUUUGAGCAACUUGAUUCUGUCGACGACGACGAAUUCGAUUCUGAUUCUGAUUAUUAUUAA
Mucor velutinosus is the source of this 1356-nucleotide messenger RNA. Its product is annotated as 60S ribosomal protein L12. Gene Ontology annotation, molecular function: translation release factor activity, codon specific; sequence-specific mRNA binding. The transcript is spliced from 3 exons. Gene Ontology annotation, cellular component: cytosol; translation release factor complex. The record is from RefSeq and is a predicted model, not a curated record. Lineage: Eukaryota; Fungi; Mucoromycota; Mucoromycetes; Mucorales; Mucoraceae. The coding region runs from base 1 to 1356 and encodes 451 amino acids. Gene Ontology annotation, biological process: cytoplasmic translational termination.